Candida dubliniensis CD36 is the source of this 930-nucleotide messenger RNA. RefSeq lists its product as uncharacterized. Gene Ontology annotation, molecular function: transmembrane transporter activity. The transcript has a single exon. The record is from RefSeq and is a predicted model, not a curated record. Gene Ontology annotation, biological process: transport. The coding region runs from base 1 to 930 and encodes 309 amino acids. NCBI's taxonomy places the organism in Eukaryota, Fungi, Ascomycota, Pichiomycetes, Serinales, Debaryomycetaceae.
AUGUCUAUAGUAGUUCAAGAUAAAGAAGAUCAAAUUUUGACUCAGUUGGAACAUCCUCAACUCGAUACCAAAUCCCCGCCAAAAUAUAUUGCAUAUCUAGCAGGUGUUUGUUCCGGGAUAAAUAAAAAUUUAGUGGGGCAUCCAUUUGAUACAUGGAAAAGUCGAUUACAAACAGCUCCUAAGGGGAGAUUUAAAGGACCUAUUGAUUGUGCUUGGCAAACAUUGAAAUAUGAAGGACCAUUUGGGUUUUAUAAAGGGUUUACUCCACCAUUAGUGGGUUGGGUAUUUAUGGAUUCAAUAAUGCUUGGUUCAUUACAUACAUAUAGAGAACUUGUCAAAGAUUAUAUAUACCCCCAUGAAAAGAAAUUACCAUUACUUGGUCAUAUGAUAGCAGGGUUAGGAAGUGGAUUGACAGUGAGUUUUGUUGCCGCUCCCAUUGAACAAUGUAAGGCAAGAUUACAAGUUCAAUAUGAUAAAAAAUCAAGAACAUAUAGUGGUCCUAUUGAUGUUGCUAAAAAAGUGUAUCAAGCCGCUGGUAUAAGAGGGAUAUAUUCUGGUUUAAUAUCAACGAUGAUUUUUAGAACAAAUUUUAUAUUUUGGUGGGGGUCAUACGAAAUUUUCACACAAUAUUUUGAAAAAAACACCAAAAUGUCGACUCCAUCAAUCAAUUUUUGGGCUGGUGGAUUAUCUGCUACUGUGUUUUGGAUAUUUGCUUAUCCGGCAGAUGUUGUUAAACAAAAUAUAAUGACAGAUUCUCCUAUUCAAUCAGAAAAGAAAUUUCCAAGAUGGAUAGAUGCGGUAAAAUAUAUUUAUAAAGAAAAAGGGUGGCAUGGAUUUACUAAAGGGUUUGGUCCAGCUAUAUUAAGAUCAUUCCCUGCCAAUGCAGCUGCACUUUUAGCAUUUGAAUGGGUGAUGAGACUACUGAAAUAA